This is a messenger RNA of Homo sapiens (human), 2323 nucleotides long. It is a transcript of the gene RPN2, whose product is annotated as ribophorin II. The record is from RefSeq and is marked reviewed. The transcript is spliced from 19 exons. Bases 28 to 2019 code for a protein of 663 amino acids. Gene Ontology annotation, cellular component: membrane; oligosaccharyltransferase complex; endoplasmic reticulum membrane. NCBI's taxonomy places the organism in Eukaryota, Metazoa, Chordata, Mammalia, Primates, Hominidae.
GGACUCCGGCGGGACCUGCUCGGAGGAAUGGCGCCGCCGGGUUCAAGCACUGUCUUCCUGUUGGCCCUGACAAUCAUAGCCAGCACCUGGGCUCUGACGCCCACUCACUACCUCACCAAGCAUGACGUGGAGAGACUAAAAGCCUCGCUGGAUCGCCCUUUCACAAAUUUGGAAUCUGCCUUCUACUCCAUCGUGGGACUCAGCAGCCUUGGUGCUCAGGUGCCAGAUGCAAAGAAAGCAUGUACCUACAUCAGAUCUAACCUUGAUCCCAGCAAUGUGGAUUCCCUCUUCUACGCUGCCCAGGCCAGCCAGGCCCUCUCAGGAUGUGAGAUCUCUAUUUCAAAUGAGACCAAAGAUCUGCUUCUGGCAGCUGUCAGUGAGGACUCAUCUGUUACCCAGAUCUACCAUGCAGUUGCAGCUCUAAGUGGCUUUGGCCUUCCCUUGGCAUCCCAAGAAGCACUCAGUGCCCUUACUGCUCGUCUCAGCAAGGAGGAGACUGUGCUGGCGAGGGUGUGGAGCACCGUUCUGGAAUCCCGUUCGUUGUUUAGCAAGAGAACAGUCCAGGCUCUGCAGACAGCAUCCCACCUGUCCCAGCAGGCUGACCUGAGGAGCAUCGUGGAGGAGAUUGAGGACCUUGUUGCUCGCCUGGAUGAACUCGGGGGCGUGUAUCUCCAGUUUGAAGAAGGACUGGAAACAACAGCGUUAUUUGUGGCUGCCACCUACAAGCUCAUGGAUCAUGUGGGGACUGAGCCAUCCAUUAAGGAGGAUCAGGUCAUCCAGCUGAUGAACGCGAUCUUCAGCAAGAAGAACUUUGAGUCCCUCUCCGAAGCCUUCAGCGUGGCCUCUGCAGCUGCUGUGCUCUCGCAUAAUCGCUACCACGUGCCAGUUGUGGUUGUGCCUGAGGGCUCUGCUUCCGACACUCAUGAACAGGCUAUCUUGCGGUUGCAAGUCACCAAUGUUCUGUCUCAGCCUCUGACUCAGGCCACUGUUAAACUAGAACAUGCUAAAUCUGUUGCUUCCAGAGCCACUGUCCUCCAGAAGACAUCCUUCACCCCUGUAGGGGAUGUUUUUGAACUAAAUUUCAUGAACGUCAAAUUUUCCAGUGGUUAUUAUGACUUCCUUGUCGAAGUUGAAGGUGACAACCGGUAUAUUGCAAAUACCGUAGAGCUCAGAGUCAAGAUCUCCACUGAAGUUGGCAUCACAAAUGUUGAUCUUUCCACCGUGGAUAAGGAUCAGAGCAUUGCACCCAAAACUACCCGGGUGACAUACCCAGCCAAAGCCAAGGGCACAUUCAUCGCAGACAGCCACCAGAACUUCGCCUUGUUCUUCCAGCUGGUAGAUGUGAACACUGGUGCUGAACUCACUCCUCACCAGACAUUUGUCCGACUCCAUAACCAGAAGACUGGCCAGGAAGUGGUGUUUGUUGCCGAGCCAGACAACAAGAACGUGUACAAGUUUGAACUGGAUACCUCUGAAAGAAAGAUUGAAUUUGACUCUGCCUCUGGCACCUACACUCUCUACUUAAUCAUUGGAGAUGCCACUUUGAAGAACCCAAUCCUCUGGAAUGUGGCUGAUGUGGUCAUCAAGUUCCCUGAGGAAGAAGCUCCCUCGACUGUCUUGUCCCAGAACCUUUUCACUCCAAAACAGGAAAUUCAGCACCUGUUCCGCGAGCCUGAGAAGAGGCCCCCCACCGUGGUGUCCAAUACAUUCACUGCCCUGAUCCUCUCGCCGUUGCUUCUGCUCUUCGCUCUGUGGAUCCGGAUUGGUGCCAAUGUCUCCAACUUCACUUUUGCUCCUAGCACGAUUAUAUUUCACCUGGGACAUGCUGCUAUGCUGGGACUCAUGUAUGUCUACUGGACUCAGCUCAACAUGUUCCAGACCUUGAAGUACCUGGCCAUCCUGGGCAGUGUGACGUUUCUGGCUGGCAAUCGGAUGCUGGCCCAGCAGGCAGUCAAGAGGAUCGCUGCAGAGCAGAGCAGUAGAUUGGCAAAAUAUAGGACACUACGAACAGCACAUUAGUUCCAGAAGAAAGAUGGAAAUUCUGAAAACUGAAUGUCAAGAAAAGGAGUCAAGAACAAUUCACAGUAUGAGAAGAAAAAUGGAAAAAAAAAACUUUAUUUAAAAAAGAAAAAAGUCCAGAUUGUAGUUAUACUUUUGCUUGUUUUUCAGUUUCCCCAACACACAGCAGAUACCUGGUGAGCUCAGAUAGUCUCUUUCUCUGACACUGUGUAAGAAGCUGUGAAUAUUCCUAACUUACCCAGAUGUUGCUUUUGAAAAGUUGAAAUGUGUAAUUGUUUUGGAAUAAAGAGGGUAACAAUAGGAA